Molecule: messenger RNA, 1212 nt
Organism: Rhopilema esculentum
Lineage: Eukaryota; Metazoa; Cnidaria; Scyphozoa; Rhizostomeae; Rhizostomatidae
Product: synaptobrevin homolog YKT6
Biological process (GO): endoplasmic reticulum to Golgi vesicle-mediated transport
Cellular component (GO): Golgi apparatus; membrane
Molecular function (GO): SNAP receptor activity
Source: RefSeq, a predicted model, not a curated record
AAGUAAUUACGAAAUAUUUAGGCCUAUGGUUCCAUGAGCAGUCACUUUGUUGUUCAAGAAUACCCAAACAAGUUCUCUCUUACAUGUCGUUGCUUGAUAACAUUAUUAACUAAAUCUAGGCAUAGCAAUCAGUUUCGUGCAUAGAAAGUUAAACAAAGAAGGGUGCCAGUUUACGCUGUGUCGAUCAAAACGACAAUCAAUAAAAGGCAGCCAGAAGGAUGAAGUUGUAUGCAGUAAUCGUGCUUCAUAAAGGCACGAAAACUGCCAUACUUAAAGGAGCACAUGAUUUACAAUCAUUUGGAUACUUUCAACGAUCCAGUGUCCGUGAAUUCAUGGAUUUUACUGCUAAAUUAUUGGUUGAAAGAACACAAGUUGGAUUGAGGGCAUCUGUGAAAGAGCAAGAGUAUCUAUGUCAUGUCUUUGUGCGAAAUGACUCACUAUCUGGUGUUGUGAUUGCAGACAAGGAGUACCCAAGUAGAGUGGCAUUCACUUUAAUAGGAAAGCUUCUAGAUGAAUUUUCAGCUGUAGUGCCAUCAUCAACAUGGAAAUCAGGAAAUAGUAAUUUUGAUUUUCAAGACUGUGAGGAAUACCUUCAAAGAUUUCAGAACCCCAGAGAAGCAGAUCCAAUGAUGCGAGUGCAAUCAGAGCUUGAUGAAACAAAAGUUAUUGUUUAUAACACAAUAGAACAGGUUCUUCAAAGAGGGGAGAAGCUAGAUGAACUUGUUACCAAAUCUGAAGGACUAAGCACAUCAUCAAAAGCCUUUUAUACAACAGCGCGGAAAACAAAUUCAUGCUGUGGGUGGUAAUCAAGAUAGUUCUGGACAUUUAGCCAUUUUUUGGUUUAUUAUUAAACUAAGAUGGUUAGUUGAAAACUCAAGGCUCAGCUACAUUGCAAUAAGUGUAAAAUAAGAGGGACAUGCCAAAAGUUUUAGAAUUUGUAAUUUUCGGCAAUUGCUAAAAUUAAGUUUGAAUUUUUUAGAUAAAUUACCUAGCACAUGUCAUUAAAUUUAUUUUAAGAUGAGCUAAGUCGUCGAAGUCAUUGUUGCUUUCAACAAAAUAGCACCAAGCGUCAUCAGUGAUUUUCAGAUUGUUUUAUUUAUAGAAAGAUCUCUGUUAAUCAUUUCAUAAUCAAAUUUUCCUCUUAUAUUUUUUUCCAGUAGUAAACAUAAUUGAAAUGCUAUUAUUUCUAUCGAUAAGAUAAAUUCUAUGUUA